GACUACCCGCUCGUGCGCGUGCGCGCGUUUGGGUGGGUCCGGGCUGUCGCGGGAAGGCCGGCUGGCAGCAGGAGAAGAAGACCGACAAGUUGAAGGAGCAGGAGAAGGCGGUCUGGAAAAGUGGAGGAAAAGUCUUUCCGUGAGGAGCGAAGAAGGAAAGAAAUGGAGGCCCCAGAACUCCCGAAGGAAUUGUUUGAGAGUGUGCAGGAGGCGGUGGGGCGGCGCCUCAAGUUGGCGCUGAGGUGCCAGGUCCAGCUGGAGGUCAAAAGUGCAAAGGUGGACAACAAAGUGCUGGCCUUGGCAUCAGAUCGAGCCUUCUUGUUGUCGGCGCGCAUCCCUCCCAAGGUCGAGCACUCCUUCAGCUACCUGGACAUCCAGCGUCUCCACAGCAACAAGCUCACGCAGGUGCUGUUGGAGUGCCAGCGUGGGCCAUGUACGCUGUGGUUUAGUUCCCAGAAGGACAGCGACCAGGUCAUCACCCACGUAGGUUGCCGUCUCAAGCGGAUCUGCCCGGACAUGAGUCUGCUGAAGAAGUUUCACGUGACGCCCCCCGAGCGAUCGGAUGCCCUCCGGGCGGUCUGGGAGCAGCAGGGUCCUCUGGACCAGGGGCCUUGCGGAGGAUUCUCCGAUCAGUACCGGGCCGUCUGCGACAACCUAAACCUGGCCUACAGGGAGGAGGUCCAGUGGGACGUGGACACCAUCUACCUGAGUCAGGACACCACAGAACUCAACCUGCAAGACUUCAGUCACCUGGACAGCAGGGAUCUUGUGGCCAUUGUUGGCACUCUGGAGUACAACAAGUGGUUCACCAAGCUGGUCGCUAGAGACUGCAAACUGUCUACAGACGUGUGCGAGCAGAUUCUGCACGUGAUGUCCCGAUCCAAUUGUUUGGAGGAGCUGGUCCUGGACAAAGCCGGCCUCAGAAGUGAUUUUGCCCACAAACUGUCCUUGGCACUGUGUCAUAACCCCGCUUCCACGCUGUGCAGCCUCAACCUGAGCAACAACUCGCUAGACGAAAAAGGCGUAUGCGCUCUGAGCGCUCAGCUGGGCAAACUUGCGAAGGGUCUGAAGCAACUGAACCUCAGCAGGACCUCGCUGUCCCCCAAAGGCGCGAACUUCCUGUGUCAGGCGCUGUGCGCGAAUCCCGGCACGGCCGCCACCCUCACGCGCCUCCGGUUGUCCGGAAACUCACUCAGAGGAGACGAGCUGCAGAACUUACACAACUUCCUGAGUCAGGACAACUGCUUAGAAGUUCUGGAUUUGUCCUGCACUGACUGCUCACUGGAGCAGACAUCAGCGUCUCUUCUCAAAGGAUGUUUAAAGCGUCUCCGUGUCCUGAACAUGUCAAAGACGCCCUUUUCGCACAGGAAGAGCAGGGAGGUUCCUGCGUCCUUCAAGCAGUUCUUCAGCCUGUCCCGGGCUCUGAGCUCCGUCAACGUGUCCGGAUGCAGACUUCCCGCCGAGGCCCUCAAGGCGCUGCUGCUGGGACUGGGCUGCAACCCCAAUCUGAGCGACGUGUCUCUGGACCUGAGCGGCUGUGAGCUGCGCUCGGCGGGCUCUCAGAUCCUGGAGGGCUGCAUCGCAGAGAUCCCCAACAUCUCCAGUCUGGACAUCUCCGACAACGGUCUGGACGGGGACCUGAGCACCCUGCUGGUAUGGCUGGCCAAGAACCGCUCGUUUCGCCACCUUUCGUUGGGCAGAAACUUCCAGAAUAUCAAGUCCAAGAACGUGGCUCCGGUCCUGGACGACCUGGUCCGUAUGAUUCAAGAGGAGGAGUCACCGCUGACCUCGCUGUCGCUGGCUGACUCCAAGCUGAAGGGUGACCUGGCCAUCGUCCUCAACGCCCUGGGAAGCAAUACCUCGCUCACAAAGCUGGACAUCAGAGGGAACGCCAUGGGCGACAUGGGCGCCAAAAUGCUGGCCAAGGCCCUGCAGAUCAACACCAAGCUCAGGACGCUUUUCUGGGACAGGAACAAUGUCAGCCCCCAGGGUCUAGAGGAAGUGGCGUCCGCGUUGGAGAAGAAUUUCACCAUGCGCUUCAUGCCAGUUCCCAUCAUGGACGCCGCCCAGGCACUCAAGACCAACUCGGAAAAGACAGAAGACGCGCUCCUGAAGAUGGAGCACUUCCUGCUGAGGAACCACGAGACUCGGAAGUACCUCCAGGAGCAGGCGUACCGGCUGCAGCAGGGCAUCGUCACCAGCACCACGCAGCAGCUGAUGGACACCAUGUGUGUGAAGGUUCAGGAUCACCUGAACUCGCUCAUGUUCUCCCAGAACUACACAGUCCAGGAGGAUAUGAAGAUGGCAGAAAACCUGAUGACAGACGCGAGGAACUCCAAGACUCUGCUCCCCAACCUCUACCACCUGGGGGGCGACGGUCUACGUGGGGCCAUUCAGGACAAACUGGAGUCCGUGGCGGGGGAGGUCGCGGCCGUGAUGGAUGAGCAGCUGGAGACAAUGCUCGCGUCCAUGUUGGAAGCGGCCUCUGGUUUAUGUCCUCAUGUGAUGAAGAUGAGCGGCCUUGUGCCAGAUCUGCUGCGGGCGGGCGCGGUGAAGAUGAGCGUCCCUCGCAGUUUCAUCACCAAGACGCUCCUGGAGCAGACGGGCGUGGACAUCCUCAACAAGAUCAGUGAGCUGAAACUCAGCGUGGCGUCCUUGAUCUCCGAUCGUAUCGUGGACCAGAUCCUGGACUCUUUGUCCACGUGGCGCCACACGCUGGCCGACCACGUGACCGGGCAGGGCCAACCCGCGCUACGUCUGGAAUCUCAGACGGAAACGGAAGUUCUGGACGAGACGGUCCUUCAUCCGGGGGAUCGUGAUGGGGAAAGCCGAGUGGAUGCUUCUGUGAUGACGGCCAAGUCCAAGCGGAAGAGCAUUCUGGUGCGGAUGCUGCGACCAGUCUCGGUGGCUUUUGAGAUGGAGUUUGACCUGGACAAGGCUCUUCAGGAGGUGCCAGUCCAUGAGGUGGUCCCGCCGCCCUCAUGCCCGCCAGACCUUGUGCAGGCCAGCUUUCCGCCUCUGGGGUCACCGCCUCCCCUGCAGCAUCACACUAAAGUGCGGCCCAAAGCCAGGAGACGGAACAAACCCAGCAGAGUCACACGUGAGGCACCGGUGGGCUUGGAGCAUCAGGCCAUGAUAGGAAAGGUGGACGAGGGCAUGGAUGAGUUCUUCUCCAAGAAAGUCCUGAAAGUCAGCUUGAAACGCCCCGCCGCACAAGCAACGCCGUCAAACACGCACGAGUUGGCCGACAAGAAGCGGGACUCCAGGAGGAGCGGCUUCUUCAACCUUAUCAAAGUUCGGACAUCCCGCUCGGAGAAGAGCCAGGGGGGAACCCAAGAGUCCGCAACUGUCGGGCCACCCAGGCCCGCGUUCCCCGACCUCACGCAGUCGCCCAUAUCCCCUGCCCUUGCGCCGCCUACACCCUCUGUCGGCAAGGAGUCCCCGCCCGCAUCCCCGUCUUCGACACCCCAGCAGUCCCUGAGGUUGCCGCCCCAGAACGACGACGGUUCUGUCACGAACCUGUCGGGGCCUUCUGCCGGAGCGGCCCAGGAGAAGGACAGUCCCGUGGUUCCGAGGCAUGUGGGCAUUCCCGUCAUGGGCGCCGACCUUCUGGCGGAGAUGAAGGCACGGCAGGAGAAAAUGGCCGCUCAAAAGUCGGAGUCUUUGAAGGAAGAUGACCACAUGGCCAAUCAAACGGUCCCUCCCAAUGCAGACACAGACCAGCCCAGACCAGAGGCCACCCCGAGGUCCAAAGCCUCCGCCGUCACCCCGAAGUCACCGCACCCUCCUCAAGUCCCCGAAUCCCCGCACAACUCCGGCACCCCCGGUCCGCCCGGUCCCUUGGGCCCCAGCACCACCGUUGUGCUGUGCAAUUCGACGACGGGGGCCGUCAAAGCUCGCCCGAGGAGGUCGCCGUCCGAACACGAGCCGAAGCAAAGUCAGGAACGCAGAGUGAUCAACGCCAAUGGAGACGUCAAGCAGGUGGCGCUGGCUCAAGAAGAGCACGAUGAGCCUGCACACAUCAAAGAGGAGGAAGCGGAGAAACAAGACCCCACCGCUUUUUCCGUCAACGGAGAAGCCGACCAUGACGAGGACGACACGGAAAAAGAAGAGCAAGCGGAGUCUCCGCCGCGUCUCCGGGAAAGGUCGCGGGCGGCGGCCGGCGAUCGAUCGGCCUGCUCCGAGUGCGGCAAAAUCUUCCUGAACGCCUUCCGUCUGAAGCGGCACCAGAAGACGCACUCUGCGGAGAAACCCUACGUGUGCUCCGUGUGCGGCAAGCGCUCGCGGCAGAAGGGCGACCUCGUCAAGCACAUGCGCACGCACACGGGCGAGAAACCGUUCGUGUGCACGGUGUGUGGCAGCGGCUUCAUCCACAGCCAAGCCCUGGCGCAGCACGCCCGCACGCACACGCACGAGCGACCCUUCGCCUGCUCCGUGUGCGGCGAGACCUUCGCCCGCAGCGACUACCUAAAGACGCACAUGCGGCGGCACACGGGCGAGAAGCCCUUCGCCUGCGCCUUCUGCGGCCGCCGCUUCCGCCAGCGCGUCAACAUGACGUCGCACAUGCGCGUGCACACGGGACUCAAGCCCUACUCGUGCUCCGUGUGCGACAAAACCUUCUCGGUCAAGGGCAACGUGCGCAUACACAUGCGCACGCACACCGGAGAGAAACCUUUCAACUGCGCCGUUUGUCGCAAGGGCUUCACGCAGAAGGUCAAUCUGCUGAGCCACAAGUGCGGCGGCGGGGGGGCGGCGUUGCCGGCAGUGGCGUCUCCAUAGCAUUGAGCUGCAUGAAUAAAUGCAUCUUGAGGAACAACGUGCAAAAUGAUGGUACCAAACGCUAUAAGGACUCUCAACAAUGUGAAUGCUCGGUUAGGGUCGGAUUAAAGAACACAGCAGGGCCCCCCUACGCGGCCUCCAGACAGGCCGUACUUUUGCCACCCCUACCUUUCGUCUUCUUCAAGUGAAUGUACGUGACGCGUCUUAUUCUUCUUAGUCGUUGGCAGCCAACAAGCUGCUAGAAGCUUCUUCUGUAAUAGGUGCCAUUUUUUUUCUUCUGCUGUGAAAUCUCCCCCCCCCCCCUUUCUUGUUCUUGUGUCUGUCAAAGAUGAAUAAAAGCUUUAAAUGUAAAAAUGA
Messenger RNA from Phyllopteryx taeniolatus (common seadragon), 5136 nucleotides. Its product is annotated as F-actin-uncapping protein LRRC16A-like. The record is from RefSeq and is a predicted model, not a curated record. Gene Ontology annotation, biological process: cell migration; regulation of Arp2/3 complex-mediated actin nucleation. NCBI's taxonomy places the organism in Eukaryota, Metazoa, Chordata, Actinopteri, Syngnathiformes, Syngnathidae. Gene Ontology annotation, molecular function: protein binding. Gene Ontology annotation, cellular component: plasma membrane; lamellipodium.